Messenger RNA from Cuculus canorus (common cuckoo), 3465 nucleotides. RefSeq names its product EDAR associated via death domain (gene EDARADD). Bases 74 to 718 code for a protein of 214 amino acids. Gene Ontology annotation, biological process: signal transduction. Lineage: Eukaryota; Metazoa; Chordata; Aves; Cuculiformes; Cuculidae. The transcript has 6 exons. Gene Ontology annotation, molecular function: protein binding. The record is from RefSeq and is a predicted model, not a curated record.
GUGGCUCCGCGCAGUCUCCGGGCGCCGCCGGUCCGUGGUUCGGGUCCCCGCGCUGCCCGCCCCCUCCCCCCCCAUGGCCGCCCCGCAGGACCCGCUGCCCGCAGCAGAUCAUGCAGCAAAAGAGCCGGUGGAGGAUACAGAUCCAAGCACUCUUUCCUUAACAAUGACUGAAAAAUACCCUGUCCAAGACACCGGAGUACCUAAAGAUGAGGAGUACCUAGCAGAUCAGGUUACUUUGGAAAUUGCAUCUGUGAACAUCAAGACCCUUACAUCAGAUUCUGGCCUAAUCCAACAGCCAGAAGACAAAGACACGCAAAACCAUACUGACAAAUCACUUUCAGAUCUCAAGAAAACCUGCAAUGAAAAUGGCACCUGCUCCUUGUGCUUAUUCCGUGCGCCGACCAUCAGUGACAUGCUUGAUGACGAGGACUUGUUGUACACAGUGAGGCUAAAGCUGGAUCCCUGCCACCCAACAGUGAAAAACUGGAGAAAUUUAGCAAGCAAGUGGGGGAUGACUUAUGAUGAAUUGUGUUUCCUUGAACAGAAGCCUCAGAGUCCCACGUUGGAGUUCUUGCUACGGAAUAGUGACAGGACUGUGGACCAGCUGAUUGAGCUCUGUAAAUUUUAUAAGAGAAUCGAUGUUGUGAAGGUGCUGCUGAAAUGGGUAGAGGAGGAAUGGCCAAAGAGAGGGAACAGAACUUAUCAGAAUGACUUCUAGGUCAAAUAAAUUUGUUAGUCUCUAAGUGUUAGACACUGGGACUAGCUGCCACUAGUAUAUUGGGAAGUUUCCCUAGCAAGACAGAGAGAGAGAGAUAGCCUGUACUGAUGGUUUGUAUACUAUGUAAGCUUUAUGUACUGUAUACACGUGUAUAUGUUCUGUACCCUAAGGGUUGCAGAGAUAACCUUCCAAAAGUGGAUGGAAUAAUGCAGGUUGUAUUCUUGAGUCUACAAAUGCUUUCAGUUUCUUUGCUGCUGUUUGUAGGGUUCCUAAGCUGAAGAGGAAUGAAAAAGCCAGACCUACUGGUUUUACUGCUGCAGUUGUGAACUAUGACAGUUGUAUGCUGUUGCUAUUGGGAAAGCCAUAAUUAGAAGGCAAGUCUCUUCGCCUUCCUGGCAACCUUUCUGCAAUUUUAUAUGUUCAACCUAGCAGAAGAUGAGAGUUUGUUGGGUUUUUUCCCUUCGUUAACAAAAAAAAAAAAAAAGCUUUAUGGUACUGUUUUUGGCACAGGGACAGCUUAGUAUUCCAAGCUGCAGUUUGGAUUUGCAUGUUACAAUUAAUUCAAUGUUUCAACAUCACAUUCAGGCAAAUUAUACUUUACGUGUCUUUUAUAAACAGGAAUAAAUGUUAAACAAAAUGAUUAUUUGCAUACUUCUACAUCAUAGGACAUAUAUUUGCUGUAGAAGAAAAUCAUGCAUUUUAGAGAGACUUUCCAGCCUAUAACCACUAGGAACCAAAAAACCUCAAUUAAAAUACUUUAUACUUAAAAUUAGUUUCCACAGUUUUGAAGAAAAUGUACACUCUGAAUGCACAUAUCUGUUUAUUUCAAAUGCUACUUGCUUUGCAGUGUGAGGUGACACCUAAUGGUCACCCACGGGAUAUUCUUAGCGUUGAGUAUAACUUCCCUUCUCAGAGGCUGUGGUUUUCACAGUUCUGUGGGUUGACCUGUUUUUUGUCCCACUCCAAAGCAGUUGCAUGCUUGCAUGAAACUAGCGCAAAUUUAUGUGUUGAUUAAAACCACUCCAAUGGGGAAUUCACAAGUGAAUUAAUCUACAGUUUAGGUGGAUUGUGUUAUUAAAGCACUUACAGUGGUUUAGACUGAUGUUUCUCGAAGAAUUCUUAUACUCUGAAUUACAGUGUUUACAUCUUAAAUAUUUUAUGAGUUGGUCUUUUUGCUACCAUCCUUCUGUGUUCUAAUAUUUUAAAAAAACUCCUCACAAAUCAGUUAUGCAAUAGAGCGUAUAAAGUACUUACGGCUAUAAUGCCCCGAAGAAAAAUGUUGUGACUUAAAAGUAUUUCUGGUUGUUACCCUUACAAAAGCAUCUCAUGCAAUACUAACAUGUACAUAGGUGUAUAUACCAAAGCACUAGUGAGUGGUAUGUCAGGAUGUGGGGCAAAACUAGAAGGGGGUACAGGUUGAUGCACUGUUUACUUUUCUCGAGUAGAAAUGACUAAUUAAGAAUUAGUAGCAAAGCUGAGGGAAGUCUAAGGUUGUAUAUUGAGUUUCUUACUGUAAGAGAAUGAAAAGGGACCUCUAGUAGUACUAGACAGUAGAUGCUGAGUGAAAUGGUUACAGAGCAUCAAGAAGUAAAGACUAACAUUUUCCAUGUCAGUUGCUAGUUCUGGGGUGACACAAAUUAGCUUUAUUUUAGUGGCUUCCAGAAGCUGGAGAUCUAGUUUCAAGGUGAAAAGACUGACCUAAAUUUGAGGUUUGUUUUUUUUCUUUUUUUCUUUUCUUUUUCUUUUUCUUUUUAAAAGUUUGUGGAAGACUAGAGUUUUUAAUAACUUUUAAAAAAAAUAUUCAUCAGAAAAGUUGUUACUCUGUAGAACAGCCCUUCUUUUUAAAGUGGAAAUUGUAUUGCUGUAUCUUGCAGGGGCUGCAGUUCAAAUGUUCAGGGCUUUCCUGAUAGAUGUCUAUUAACUCUUAACUUUUGCAAAUAAUCUUGUGGUUUCAACUAGAAUUCUGGAAUCGACCUUAAGGACUACUGCUGUGUCCAGGCUGCCUGCUAUUUUCAGUUCCUACGGAGGCAUCCACUGCAUGUAUGCAAAUAGCUCAUCAUGCAGCUUGUCCAACAUAAUCCUCAUACCUUGUGUCUACUGUAUGCAUGAUUUAAGAUCAUGUGUCUUUAUGUUAAGUUGUCUUCUGAAUGAUGAGUGCUUGCAUAUAUGCCAACAGCUUUUCUCUCCCACAACGUACCACAGCUAUGUCUGGGUGUGGUAUGAUAGUAUGCUUUGCUGUGAUAGAUCUGGUCCAGCAAGGAGCUGGAGCCCUCACCUGAAAACUCACAGUGGGAACACGAAGUUACACAGCAGCAUUUCUGAAUUCAGAUGUUCAAGUGAAAUCUACCCCUUUUCCUGUUUUCUGGCUAAAACUUGUAAAAUUUUGAAGAAACACUUUUGUCUUGUGGAAAUGAGUUCUGAUCCCCUGAAGCUUUUGACCUGUCAACGUCAGCGACAAGUACUCAUGUCUGAUGGAAAUAAAGCUGCUUCUGAGAGCUCAUAUGUGGAUUUUGUAUAAAUUCAGCACUAAAAGUUGAAAUUGUUGACCUUAAACUUCAUUACACACUGGAUUACUCGUUAGUAUACUUGAAAUAUAUAUUUCUUCUUUGUAUGGGAUGAAUUGAGAUGUACAUACUAUUUUUAGUUUUACAUCUGUUUACAAGAUACUGGGUCUGAACAUUCAGUUUAUUCCUAAAUCUCCUGAAUAAUGUAUACUAUUUUUAGACAAAAUAUAUAUUGUCAAUGUU